Molecule: messenger RNA, 813 nt
Organism: Penicillium subrubescens
Lineage: Eukaryota; Fungi; Ascomycota; Eurotiomycetes; Eurotiales; Aspergillaceae
Product: HpcH/HpaI aldolase family protein
Exons: 1
Coding region: 1-813 (270 amino acids)
Cellular component (GO): cytoplasm
Molecular function (GO): aldehyde-lyase activity
Source: RefSeq, a predicted model, not a curated record
AUGACCAAGACGAUGAGCUAUCCCACUCCUCAAACAACCACAAUCGAGAACCCCCGACUGAGGCUUCUCAACAAGCUCAAGGCUGGGGAAUUCCCGGUGUUGACAUUCAUGGCUAUUCCCUCCGUCAGAAUGGCCCAGAUCGUCUCAUUGACUGGCCUCGACGGCAUCGUGGUCGACGCGGAACAUGGCCAUAUCGGCGAUGAUGCUAUGCAUAACUCGGUGGCUGCCAUUGCCUCCCUCGGUGUUUCACCCGUUAUCCGAAUCCGAGGCCCCGCUCAUGAUAUUUUGAAGCGCGCUCUGGAUACCGGAGCCCACGGCAUCAUGGUUCCCCAGAUCAACAACGCCGAAGAAGCACGACAGGUCGUCGCAUCUUCCAAGUUCCCACCUCAGGGUGUCCGUGGUCAAGGCUCAGCGUUCCCCGCCAUUGGACAUGGUUUGACGACUCCUGAAUAUAUGAAGAGUGCCAACGAGACCAUCAUCACUAUGCUUCAGAUCGAGACGAAAGCUGGUGUCGACAACGUGGAUGAAAUUGCCGCCGUUCCUGGUGUUGACCUCCUAUUCAUUGGACCUAAUGACCUUGCUCAAUCUCUUCUGGGUUACACUCCCGCUCGUGGGGAUGAGCCGGAAUUCGUUGCUGCCAUUGAUAAGAUCAUCGCGGCUGCAAAGAAGCAUGGCAAGUGGUGUGGUCGUAUGACGAACGAUGGAGCAGCAAGCAAAGAGGGACGGAAAAGAUAUGAUAUGGUCUCGAUGACUGGAGAUACCAAGGCGAUUCAAAAUUGGUACAUUGCGGAGCUUGAAGUUGCUCGCUCAUGA